UGGCUAGAGGGCAGGGCCGAGGCAGCAUGGGCAGUGGCCUCUAGUGACCAGUCCUAUCAUGGGAAACAGCAGUUCCCACAAGAGGACCAAAGCACCUAAUCAGGCCAGCAAGGACAGGCCACCUGACAUGGACAAGGCCCGUCACAAGCAGUUCUUCAGCCACCUCAAGCGGAAGAAGCCAAGUGUGAAGGCUCCUGACCCUGCCCGAAGGGGUGAGAACCCCCGCAUCAAGGCCGGGAAAACCAAGAUCGUGUUGCUUUUCCCGCUGGACAAGCGGCAGCAGCUGGCCGAGGGAGCAGCGGGCCCAUUUGUGCGGCCCGUGCGGCCAGCUGAGGACCCGCUCGGUGCCCCGACGUGCUUCCCAGCGGUGGCGCCUAUGCUGCGCGGGGCAGGCGACGGCGUGGACAGGCGCGAAGGCGCGCGCGCGCGGGAGAUGAAAAGGAUCCUGGUGCUGCUGCUGCAGCUGGACGCGCGGCUGCAGGAAGAGGGGCGUCGAGUGUCAGGCAGGCCAGGGGGAGGGGCCAAGGCCCCCCAGUGCUGGCAGCCGCUGUAUGCGCACCUGCUGACCCAACGCGAGGCCUGCGGCGAAGGCGAUCCCCGCGAGGAGCAGCCGCGCAAGCGGCGCCGCUGUCCUCGCCCGCGGCCUUGAGUAUCUGGCACGACCCCUAGCGCCAGGACUCUGCUCAAUAAAGAGCACAUAGCAAGCCCGGCGUCUGCUACUUCUGUCCCUGCCGUCGGUCCCGGGAUCAAAA
Molecule: messenger RNA, 752 nt
Organism: Grammomys surdaster
Lineage: Eukaryota; Metazoa; Chordata; Mammalia; Rodentia; Muridae
Gene: CUNH20orf144
Product: chromosome unknown C20orf144 homolog
Exons: 3
Coding region: 59-649 (196 amino acids)
Source: RefSeq, a predicted model, not a curated record